UUCAGCUGUGUAUUGAUUGUGCUUUAUAUCCUUGAUCUUCUCCCUCCACCGACCGUCUCCUGUGAAGCAUUCACUUGCUUCGUUCUCGCCCCCUCCGUCUUCUCAGCACCAAAAAAUGGCCUCCCAGCUCUCCCAGCAAUAUGCUUUCCGCGCGCAGAAGAGCAUGGGCCUCGUCGGCGGCACGCCCACAUACAUGCCAAUAGAGGGAUUCGCUGUCCCCGAUGUCCCAGCUCGCACAUACCACUACAGCCCCGACGGCCGUCUCUUCGCAUACGCGCUACCAACUGUUGUGCGGAUCUUUCUGGCUGAAGGCGCACAGUUGCUCCAAGAACUGAGUGUUCCAAAUAUCAUUGAACUCAAGUUCUCCCCGCGCGGAACAUACCUCUCUACAUGGGAGCGGCCAGUAAAGCUGGAAGAUGGCGCGCAGCACAAGAAUCUCCGUGUCUUCUCCGCGUCUACCGGCGAGGAGCUCAUCUCAUUCACACAGAAGUCGCAGGAGAACUGGGACCUUCAGUACACCAUGUCCGAGUCGCAUGCCAUUCGUCUUGUUGCUCAGGAGAUUCAGGUCUACCGUCCCGCUGAAUGGGGGAAGGGCAUCGCCGACAAGCUACGUGUCGAAGGCGCAUCAAUGGUUACCCUGAGUCCUGGACUGAACCCGUCCGUUGCGGUUUUUGUUGCUGAGAAGAAGGGCGCUCCUGCCGUUGUCAAGAUCUACGGCCUAUCCACCCUUUCUGGCGCUCCCACCUGCUCUAAAACUUUCUUCAAGGCUGAUCGCGCCCAGAUCAAGUGGAACGAUCUUGGCACGCAGGCACUUGUCCUUACACAGACGGAGGUCGACAACUCAAACAUGAGCUACUACGGCGAGACCGGUAUGUACCUACUCAGCGCGGCAGGUAAUUUCGACUGCCGCGUUACCCUGGACAAGGAGGGACCGAUCCAUGACGUUUCGUGGAGCCCAAACUCGAAAGAAUUUGGCGUUGUCUAUGGAUACAUGCCUGCCAAAACCACACUCUUUGAUCAGCGUGUGCGGACGCUCCAUGAUUUUGGAUCCUCUCCUCAUAACUUCAUCGCUUUCAAUCCGCAAGGUCGCCUCCUCGCACUUGCCGGCUUUGGUAACCUGGCAGGAAAAAUCGACAUCUUCGACAGGAGAACGUUAACGAAGAUCUGUACCAUCGACGCACCAAACACCUCUUAUUGCGAGUGGUCGCCCUGCGGCAGGUUCCUUUUGACAGCUACCCUGUCUCCUCGUCUUCGUGUGGACAACGGAAUCAAGGUUUGGCACUGCACUGGUGGACUUAUGCACGUCCAGCCAGUAGAGGAGUUAUACCAGGCAUCGUGGAGACCUACGUUACUCGAUCAAGCACCUCCGUUUGGUUCGACUAUCCCUGCCGCACCCCAGCCCUCAAUCAGUGUAUUGACUGCGGCUCUGACCGCUAAACCCGCCACACCCAAAGCUGCAGGUGCUUACAGACCGCCUGGCGCACGUGGCCUUGCAACGCCAGCGAUUUUCAAGCGCGAGGACGAGGGCGGUGCUCCCCGUAUGCCCACCGGUAGUGGCAGCGCAACACCUCCGCGGGGCUACAACCGCUCACCGAAUCCUCCCGGUAGCAUGGGGCAUGCUAACGGAGCCACGCCUUCCAACGGUAAUGGCCACUACCAGAACGGGAACGGGGGACGGAGGCAUGUACCUGGUGCCGCGCCUAAGACGCCUUCCACUGCACCUGCGCCAGGGGCAGAGGGUGGUGAGAAGAAGCCGAAGAAAAAGGGGAAGAAGAAAGAGAAAGGACCUGGGGAAGCAGGCUCGGGGGCUGCGACACCUACUGGAGAGGCGUCUGUGCGACCGUCUAUUGAUGUGACCGUAGUAGGGACGCAGACGCCCCAAGGUUCUGUUCCACCAACGCCGGGAGCAGAAUCGUUGGACCCUAUCGCGAAGAAGGUCCGGAAUCUUAAUAAGAAGCUGAAGGCUAUCGACGAGCUCAAGGAGAAAGCGAACCGCGGGGAGCGGCUAGAAGCGACGCAGCUCAAGAAAAUGGAGGGGGAAGCUGAGAUCCGCAAGGAACUGUCUAGUCUUGAGAUCACAGCCUAGACAUUUGAUCAUCAGCAUAUCACGACGCAUGCCAUCUCUCGAAUAAUAGGUUUUGCUGAACACACGUUGCUACCGUUAUGCAUCGUCUGACAUUCAAGU
Molecule: messenger RNA, 2185 nt
Organism: Suillus subalutaceus
Lineage: Eukaryota; Fungi; Basidiomycota; Agaricomycetes; Boletales; Suillaceae
Product: eukaryotic translation initiation factor eIF2A-domain-containing protein
Exons: 7
Coding region: 116-2086 (656 amino acids)
Biological process (GO): translational initiation
Cellular component (GO): cytosolic small ribosomal subunit
Molecular function (GO): ribosome binding; tRNA binding; translation initiation factor activity
Source: RefSeq, a predicted model, not a curated record